AUGGAUUAUUUUGCUGCAAAAAAGAAUCGAACAAUGAUUUAUUUUCUAUGGGUGAUACUGCCAUACACUAUCAAAAGUAUAACUACCAAUAUUUCAACUUGUCCUAAUCAACAAUGGAUUGAAGAAUCUCUCAAGAAAGGUCAUGUUCCAGGUGCAGCAAUUGUUGUAGUAAAUGCUACUCAUAUAAUCUAUCAACAAGCCUUUGGCUAUCAGUCUCUGUCACCACAACAGCCUAUGGAUGUUAACAAAUCUAUUUUCCCUCUUGCUUCGAUCUCGAAAACAUUCAUUGCUGCUGCUGUUAUGCAACUUGUUGAGCAAGAACUGGUCGAUCUUGAUACCGAUGUUAACAUAUAUCUAUCAGAACCUAACAAACGUAUUUUCCAUCCACAUUAUCCAAAGCAUUCAAUUACUUUACGCAAAUUACUCUCACAUUCGGCUUCGAUUUACAUCAGUGAUCUAGUACAGUAUACCUAUUUUCAACCCAAUGAUGAUGCAUUUAAUGAAUCUUUAGCUGACAUGUGUUUCAAAUAUGUGAAUCCGAAUACAUCGAAUUGGUUGCCAAAACCACCAGGUACCAUGACAUCAUAUUCUAAUGAAGGCCCAACACUAGCUGCAUUAGUUGUUGAACGAGUUUCAAAUAUGUCUUACAUCGAUUAUGUCAAAGACAAAAUAAUUAAACCAUUGGAUAUCGAUAUCAACAAAGUUGGCGUACGACUGUCUGAUUUUGCAAAUAUCGAAGAUCUUGUAAAGCAUUAUAUCUAUGCAACUAAUAUGUCUUAUGUCAGCGAAUUGAAUCAUCUAUUUCCACAAUUGAAUAUUACACAAAUACAGAAUGACUUUCCUUCUUGGGUUUAUAUUUCACAUUUUGGUUUGAGCGCCUAUCCAGCUGGUCUCUUACGAAUGUCGGCUGGUACCCUAUCCAUAUAUCUUCGUAUGUUUCUCAGCAAUGGAUUUCCUAUUCUUCGUCCGCAAUCUAUUGCUGAAAUACGAACCGUGGUAGGUGGUUGUCUCAUACCACCAUAUAAUCCAGAGUGGAGUAAUAAUUCUACGGAAUUACCACCAUCCGAAGAAUUUGGUCUUAGUUGGUAUUGGCAAACGAUGAAAGAUGGUCGUCGAUAUAUUGGUCAUAGUGGUUCACUGCCAGGCAUGUCACACUUGAUGCUGGUCAAUGAAAAGAAUACUUUAGGUGUAAUUCUUCUUUCGAAUAUAGAUAUCGGUUUAACAGAAUAUCCGUUACCUGAAAUGAGUGGGAUCCGAUGUUGUGUUCGUUCUUCUGGCGGACUGAAGUAUGCAUGUGUAUAA
Messenger RNA from Rotaria sp. Silwood1, 1302 nucleotides. The record is from the annotation of a GenBank genome assembly. Lineage: Eukaryota; Metazoa; Rotifera; Eurotatoria; Philodinida; Philodinidae.